Messenger RNA from Caenorhabditis angaria, 3406 nucleotides. The record is from the annotation of a GenBank genome assembly. NCBI's taxonomy places the organism in Eukaryota, Metazoa, Nematoda, Chromadorea, Rhabditida, Rhabditidae.
AUGGCUCCACUGGGUAAGGUUUUGUUAUCCCAGUGAGCUCUAGAUUCAAACUUCGCAUGUUUGCACAUUUUUCGACCUGCUUUUCUGCAUUCUCCAUCUAGUUUAUAACUUUUUAAUGGCUCUCAAUCGAUUUAGCGUAAUUUUUGUGAAUUUUAACAAAUUCUGGAGUGCCCAUUCUUCUUUCAUCAUCCAAUCUGCUCUUGAUUUUGUUGAGUGUAGACCACAAGCUUCCGCGUUAGCGGCACUAUCUUCCGCAAAGCGGCCACUUGGAUUGCUAUGACGUGGGAAAUCAGUAAGGUUCCUACGACAUAGCAAUCCACGUGGCCGCUGACGCGGAAGCUCGCGAUCUACACUCGCUAAAUUUUGAGAAUCAUUCCAUGUCAGUCACGCCCUUCUCUUUUUUUGUCUUUUCAAAUCACGUUAUUUAAUAACAGAGAUACUUUUUACACCAUGUUUCUUUUUUAUACAAAAUCAAUCCAGUAUAAAAGGAAAAACGUGUUAUCAGUCCUUUCAUAUCUUCCGAAAAAGGUACAAAAAUAAUUAAUAUUUUCCCACUUUAUUAUAUUUCUAAUGUGGCUUUUAUUCGUUACAUUUCUGUUUUUCGCGAAUUGCUCCAAGUUAUCGGAAAAUUAUGAAAAACUAGCGAAAGAACACUUUUCUGACGGUGAGUUAUGGCAGUCAGUUCCAGAAGGGCUUCGCUGCCUGACGCCAUCUACAGUAGUUUGACUCACUUUUUACUGAUUAAUGUUUUUUUCUGGUUAGCGAAAACUCGCUCUAAAUUAAAAAUGAAAUAUGGAAUGUUUCAGGAGCACCUUAGCUCUAUCGAUUGAGCCUAAGUUUCCCUGUAGCAGGACAACCCUCUUAAUAAUUCAAAAAGAGCUCUGAAAAGGCCGAAGAAAAUUUUGCAGAAUCUUAUUGGAAAACGGAGAAUGAACAAGAAUUAUGACUGACACCUCUAAAAAUAAUACGAAAACAAUUGCAGAUAUGAAAGUUUUAUUCAAAAAACAAUGUAUUAAUUAAUAAAACGGACAUUUUUAUAGACUUGUCUCUUUUGUUCCGCCAAUGUUGACGAAGCGAAGAAAACCAAAAAUGCAACGAAGAAUUGAUAGAAAUUCAUUUUAUGUUGUUGUUUUCAGUCAAAAAUCGACAAAUAUUUAUACAUCAAAUAUUUCUCACGGCAUUUUGAAUUAUUCAUUCAUUUUUCACAAUAUCGUAUUGUUAGGUUGAUAAUUUACAUAUCCGUGAAAAAUAUAACAAAAAAAUGAAUAAUUCAAAAUGCCGUGAGAAAUAUUUGAUGUAUAAAUAUUUGUCGAUUUUUGACUGAAAACAACAACAUAAAAUGAAUUUCUAUCAAUUUUUCGUUGCAUUUUUGGUUUUCUUCGCUUCGUCAACUUUGGCGGAACAAAAGAGACAAGUCUAUAAAAAUGUCCGUUUUAUUAAUUAAUACAUUGUUUUUUGAAUAAAACUUUCAUAUCUGCAAUUGUUUUCGUAUUAUUUUUAGAGGUGUCAGUCAUAAUUAUUGUAUAUAAGAACUUACGAAGACAUCUCUUCAGCUCGUGGUCAAGUUUGGAGCUUUGAAAACAUUUUUUUGGGAUACUUUGAGAUACGCUUAUCACAAUAUCAGAAAUUCCGCUGACCAAUAUCAUUCUAAGAUAUAUAUAUACAAAAUCUGAUCAAAUUUCAGAUUUUGUAUAUCCGAAACAUCUAGCAAAAUUGACCAGAGACAUUUUUGAUGGUGAUUAUGACAAAGAAGUGUCACCAUUCGCAUUUGACGAUGAUUUCGAAGAUUCGGAAAUUAUGGCGUUAUUUUAUGAGAACUACACAGCUAAUUCAACGCAAAAAUUCUUUCAUUAUAAAUAUGGGAUCGCUGUGCAGUUACUAAAAUUAGUCAACGUUGACGAAACAAAUGAGCAAAUGACUGUUGUAAUGGAGUUUGUGCAAUCUUGGAAAGAUCGAAGGUUGACUUGGGAUAAGAAAAAAUAUGGAAAUAUAGGCAAAAUCACGACACGUCUCGAAAAAGUCUGGUCAUUGCCAUUUAUUGCAUAUGGAGCGAGUGAAGUUGUGGAGCAUCGUGAUCAGAAUUAUCGAACAGCUGCAGUAUAUGAUAAUGGUGAAAUCAUGGCGCAAAUUCCAUUGCGGUUGACAACAAAUUGUAAAAUGAAUAUGAUAGAUUUUCCAUUUGAUACUCAAAUAUGUGAAAUUCGAGUUGGAUUACCGCUACAGAGUUCUCAUACGUUUAACAUCAACAUUAUAUUACCGGAACAUAUUCUUGCGUCUUGUAAAUUGGUGGGUUCAUUCAUCAAAGAGGAUGGGGGGAGAGCACAAAACAUUUUGACACAAAAGUUAAUACGGUGAUUCACGAAAUAAAAAAUAUGUUUUCAACAAUUUCGCUGUAUCUAACCUCAUAAAAAACCAAAAAAUUCACGUAUUAUUUUUUUCAACGUGCCGCAACGAAUCUCAACUGAAAAACGGGAAGCUAGAAGCAUCCUGGAGGACCUGUUACUGGGUAAAUCGAGAGAGACACAGAGAACACGAGAAAAAAUCUUCAAAAAGAAUGAGAAAACAUAGAAAAAACAUUAGGAAUAUUCAUCGAAUCAAAGGAAAACAGUGGUUGAUUCAAGAUAAGUUUCUCUGUAGCAGGAUAAAACCUUUAAAACAUAAAAAUUGAACCAUUUGAUCGUAUAGUUAUGUGGAGCACUCUAUAAUAUAGGUUUCAGGGAAAUUCUGCUUGGGAUAUCGUUAAUAUAUCGUAUGGGCAACAAGUUGUUUAUUACGAUGAUAUCUUGUUCGACAAUGACAAACAUGCAGUGGUUAAAUUGCAUUUGAAACGAAAUCCGAUGUUUUACAUGUAUAUGAUUGUUCUACCAACAUUCAUCAUCAACACGGUAUCGAUCGCUGGUGUUUUUAUGAAAGACAUUUACAAAAUGGAUAGGCUUUCAGUUGGAAUGACGCAUAUUAUGACAAUGACAUUUAUUUUGACAUUAAUUGCUGAUAAAUUACCGAAAACUGAGCAGAUCCCACUGUUAGGACAAUACAUUAUUUUUGGAUUGUGCACUAUGAUGGUUGCGAUGGUGUGUUCGACAUAUGUGAAGAAGAUUGCGAACUUUUCCCAAAACCAUUUGUUGUCAACAAGAAGUGUUUUUGGGUUAGUGUGUAUUUGAUACAACAUUGUUUUUUGUGAUGUUUCAUAUUUUCCAGCGAACGUCUCCGCAAAUUUGUAGUUAUCCAGCUUCGUCAAAUUGUACACAUUGUUUUUCAAUCGAUCAACUUAUUCUCGGUAUUAUACAUCAUUUAUAGAAUGGCUUGUUUCGAGCAGUUGUAUGCUAAAACAAACUGCUCUCAGAAGAUGCCAACUAUGGAUGUGAUUCCAGAAAUUGAUCCAAGAGGAGAUUUGAAACAUCAUUAA